This is a messenger RNA of Penicillium macrosclerotiorum, 573 nucleotides long. RefSeq names its product iron-sulfur cluster assembly protein CIA2. Bases 1 to 573 code for a protein of 190 amino acids. The record is from RefSeq and is a predicted model, not a curated record. Gene Ontology annotation, biological process: iron-sulfur cluster assembly. Lineage: Eukaryota; Fungi; Ascomycota; Eurotiomycetes; Eurotiales; Aspergillaceae. The transcript is spliced from 2 exons.
AUGGCGGAGGUGCAGAACUCCAACCCCACGAUCCUGAACGUGGCAGAUCUCCCCACGAGGUCUCGACCCACCGAGAAGACAAGUGUCCAUCCUACAGGAAUCUUUGCGGCAGUUCCGAGCCCAACGGACUUCCUAUCGUCCGACUCGGAAGGUGAUGAGGAUUUGCUCGAGGAGCCGAUUGAUGAGCAAGAAAUCUAUGAUUUGAUUAAGUCUAUCUCGGAUCCAGAACACCCUCUUUCCUUGGGGGAACUGGCGGUGGUUUCCCUGCCCGACAUCUCGAUUCAACCGACUCUGCCCACGGUCCCAGACUCGCCGCUGCAGACUGUCACUGUCCUCAUCACACCAACCAUCACCCACUGUAGCCUAGCCACCGUCAUUGGUCUCGGUGUGCGAGUGCGUCUGGAACAAUCUCUCCCUCCACGCUUCCGGGUCGACGUGCGAAUCAAAGAGGGAACGCAUAGUACAGGAGAUGAGGUGAACAAGCAACUUGGAGACAAGGAGCGAGUUGCUGCAGCCCUGGAGAACGGAGCAUUGAUGCAGGUGAUUGCGAAGAUGAUGGAAACUUGCCAAUAA